Erigeron canadensis is the source of this 1228-nucleotide messenger RNA. RefSeq lists its product as uncharacterized. The record is from RefSeq and is a predicted model, not a curated record. Gene Ontology annotation, biological process: lipid metabolic process. Lineage: Eukaryota; Viridiplantae; Streptophyta; Magnoliopsida; Asterales; Asteraceae. Gene Ontology annotation, molecular function: phosphoric diester hydrolase activity.
UUUGAUAUAAAAUCCACAUAACCAAUCAUGGUCCUUGCUUAUCUUUAAAGAAGAAAAAAACACAGCCAGAAAAACAAAAAAAUGGGCGCUCAAUGGUCUAAACAGAUGGAACGCCGGAAAAAGAUUUCCGACGAGAAGAAAACAUUGCAAGAACUCGAAGAGAGCUCCGGCUGCAACUAUCCAGGUUGUGAUCACCACCCUAACGAUCGUAAAAACUGGAUUUCUGGCCUGGGCCCGGAAAAACUUCACCUAAACAAGAUUGUUUGGCCCGGAACCCAUGAUUCCGGAACCAAUAAGAUUGGGAUCAGGAUGGUUUCUAGACCAUUUGCCCAAUGUCAAUCUUGUUCUAUUUAUCGACAACUUGUACUCGGUGCCCGUUUACUCGAUAUUCGAGUAAACGAGAACCGAAAAGUGUGUCAUGGAAUUUUAACCACGUAUAGUAUUGACGUGGUUAUUAAUGACGUAAAAAAGUUUAUUUCAGAAACUGAAUCUGAAAUAAUUAUUCUUGAGAUACGUACUGAAUUCGGGCAUAAUGAUCCACCCGAAUUCGAAAAGUACUUGGAGGAACAACUAGGGGAAUACUUGAUCCAUCAGGAUGAUCAAGUAUUCCAAAAAACCGUUGCGGAGAUUUUACCCAAACGGAUAUUAUGCGUUUGGAAGCCUCAAAAAUCCGCCCAACCAAAAGCGGGCAGCCCGUUUUGGAGUUCGGGUUACUUGAAAGAUAACUGGAUUGAUACCGAUUUGCCCCAUACGAAAUUCGAGAGUAAUUUGAAGUAUUUGAGCCAACAACAACCUGUGACUUCGCGAAAAUACUUUUAUAGGGUGGAGAAUACGGUGACGCCACAAGCUGAUAACCCGGUUUUGUGUGUGAAACCGGUUACAAACCGGAUUCAUGGGUAUGCAAGGUUGUUCAUAACGCAAUGUUUCUCGAGAAAUAUUGCGGAUCGGUUACAAGUAUUUUCGACUGAUUUUAUUAAUGGAUUUGUUGAUGCUUGUGUUGGUCUUACUUGGGCAAGGAUUGAAGGGAAAGGUUAAUUUUUUACUCCGUCUUACGUUAAAAAGGAUCAAAUCAUGCAUCAUGCAAUAUUUCAUUUGUGCAUAUAUUGUCAGUGCUUGUAUAUGUUUUUAUCUAAAUACCUAUUUUGUUCUGGUUUGUAUUCAUUUCACUUUUGUGUGUAAAAAAGAUUAUUUCUAUAUCUGUGAAGGUUAUUUAAAUUGAUUGUGAAAA